Messenger RNA from Somion occarium, 2195 nucleotides. NCBI's taxonomy places the organism in Eukaryota, Fungi, Basidiomycota, Agaricomycetes, Polyporales, Cerrenaceae. The record is from the annotation of a GenBank genome assembly.
GUACGUAGAACAUUCAUUUCUUUCGCUAUUCGAUCUAUUCGCCUUUGUUCGCAUCAUUUGGCCGCGCUAUUGGGUUCAAGAGCAUAUAUUCUGACGAUGUGAAGCAGGUGAUAUUCCCUUGUUAUAUAAGGGAAACCGAAGCUGAACGUAAUAAGGGAACUAUAACAUGCCCUUGAAACCUCGCUCUCGACAUUAGUCCCCGAACUCGUUCGACGACUGCGCUGUGGUUCAUACGGCAGGAAUCAUAUUGUGGGCGACCCUCCGUAGAACGUCUCAAGGAUUGAGGACAACCUUUGUUCCCAUUCAAAUCUAAUCUCGACAUUUCAACUCAGACGUCUGAUGCGCCGAUGGGUCUAGGGCUUGGCAGGUGCAUUCAUCCCGAUCAUCUAAUUGUUGUUGAACUUUGACUUAAACGGCGAUUGUCAAAAGCGUUAUCACAGAGGGGUUCUCAAGGACCAAAUGGAUGCUUCAAGAGGUCAACUAAUGGGAAGGAUUGACCACAGUACAUUGGAAGGCUCAUACGGUUCACAUUACCCGACGUGGCACACCCGUAGAUAACCGGCCUUUAGACACCGAGAUAUCUUCGGAUUUAACAGACUUACCUUUUCCACGCCUUUGCAGCCCGAAGGCGUUCUACCAAAAUCCGGGGUUGAUUUACCGCGCUCUAUGGUAGACCGUAGGUGGUAUGUGCUAAAAGCUGUAACUCGUGAUCUUUAUCAGGACGAAUAUGGGUCUAGCCCUGAACAUAUUAUACUACCUCCUGGUUACCUUGCGUUUCCAGUAUCGUAUUGCUGCCGAGGCUUUCAGCGACUUUUACCUCAAGACCCACCGGUACUUCAACCGACUCUAUGCAGUUCCCUCGAUUUCGCAGAAGUGACAAAGGGUCGUACGAACUCCUUCCAACCGAUUCUGUCUCUGCCGUGAAGGUAUUCAAACGGUCGGGCAUGGCUAGACCAUGCAAAUUGCUAGCGUCGAUCCUUGUUGUCGCCUCUCUGUGCAUUAACUUUUUCUUUAUUUUCGCAUCAGCCCCUCCGCCGGUUCCCCCUCCAGAACCCGAACCUCAACCCCAUAACCCAGAUCUUAGACCUAAUCCAGUAGACAGGUACCAGGCAUUACACCAUUUUCCUGUAAUUGAUGAAGCAUGGGGGCAUGUUCCUCUCAAUCGAAAAGAACACGCCGUUGUGACCGUCCUCACAGACGAUGCCUUUGCCUCUGCGGUAGCAACGCUCGGGCAUAGUAUCCGCAAGGCCAAUAUCACUGCCCGCCUCAUAAUGCUCUAUCUCCCAGAGUUCGUAUCUGAAACAUCUCUUUGCGUCGCAACCGCAUCGGGUUUCGUCCCUCAACCGGUUCCUCGUAUCGCGCCUCCAGAAGGCGUAAACGGACACUUUGCAGAAACAUUCACAAAACUGCACAUGUGGAAACUCGAUCAAAAGGGUGUCAAAAGCCUCGUAUACCUCGACGCUGAUACACUAGUGCGGAGGAAUUUCGACGAACUUUUUUCACUACCUUUCAACUUCGCCGCCGUUCCCGACGUUUAUCUAGAUGACAGAGGGUUUACGCUCGGGUUCAAUUCUGGGAUUAUGUACAUUCGUCCAUCUACUGCCGUGUAUGAAGAUAUGGUGGCCAAGAUUUAUACCGCCGACUAUCCACGAUGGGAAGCCGACCAGGCGUUCUUGAAUAUUUACUUUGGCAAUGAAGUCAUUCGCCUACCUUAUGCUUACAAUGGGAACCUCGCUAUGAAAUGGCGGGCAGGGAGGAUGUGGAAGGAGACGCAAAACGAACAACGAAUCGUUCAUUUCACGCUCACGAAACCUUUUGUUGGUGAGGGCUACUCGGCAAUUCCUAUAGAGGAUAUGGAGAAGCAUGUUAUGGAGGUAGCAGACCAGUCUUGGGAGGGUGCUUUCGGGAAAGAGAUGCGUUGGUGGAGGGAAAUGUUUUCGGAGAUGAGGCAGGAAUUUGGGGAGGAGUUGAAUCUAUGUUACCACCGAUCACGCUCGCAGUGGCUACCAUAGUUUCAUUGUUGGACUUGCCAGUCUGUUAUGACCCCCCCACUAAGGUGUCCUUGCACAUCUUGCUCGGUAAACGGCAUGGCUGUAAUCUAGCAGCCCUGACUGGUCGAAUCCACCUGUAUAAUUCAACAUUUCCGAUCGAUCGUAACCAAUGUAGAGGGAAAACUAAUAUUUUGAGUGAUGGGC